GCUUUGCUCUCAUCCCAGCUGAAGUGCAAGCUGGAGAGGUUCUGGAGGCUCGUUUGCUACUACCUAGGGUAGGAGGGCUGGCGGUAUUCACUUCAGUGCCCCUCUGCAGCCCUUUGGCGUGUUAUCUGUCUUAUUGCUUUGGCCUUGGUAACUGCAGUCCGCUGAGCGUGCAGCAAGGAGGUGCAGCACGGGAUUUCAGCACCGGAGCUGUCCAUUCCUAGCAGUGAAGUGCAGUCUGCAGCACAAAUUACACCGUAUCAGUUUCACUACGGCACGACACGUCCUUGUUUGUGGAAGACUGGAUUCCAGAUUUAUGGGUUAUAUUUAUUCUACAAGAAGACAAGCUGCACAUUGAAAUGCUAUUUUGACUUUUCUAAAUCUGAACGAGAGAAAGCAAGCCAGAGCAACACUUAAAAAAGUCAGCCAUGGGGGUGCUGAUGUCUAAGAAGCAGAGUGUGGAGAAGGUUCAGAAGGUCAGCGUGGUGGUGUCUGCCUUCAAGGAAGGUCUGAAGGACAGACCCCCACCAGCCCGCAGACCUGAGGCUGCAGAGGCCGUUGAGGAGAAGCCCGUCGAGAGUGCAGCCGUGCAGGAGGAGGUGCAGGUGAAGCAGGGGCCCUCCACCACCCAGUCUCUUCCCAGGGAAGAGGGCAAAGACAAUGAGGCUGCCUGGUCCAGACUGCGGGACGGACGGGGGGUGGAGCCAGAGGAGUUGGAAAGAGCCAAUCAGCUCACCCCUCCGGCCUUCGUCAGGCCAAAACGAGACGUCAACGACGAUAAAGCCAUAGACAUCAGACUGGAGCAGUGGGAGCAGCCUGUGAAUGAUGAGAUGUGUGAGAUUUGCGAGGUGUGGACCGCGGAGGACCUCUAUCCCUGUCGUGUCUGUACCCGGGUGUUCCACGACGGCUGCCUGCGGGAAAUGGGCUACCUGCGCAAUGACAGUGUGCAGGAGAUCACCGAGACGGCACACACCUCCAUGGGCUGGAGCUGCUACUACUGUGACAACAUCAACCUGCUGCUGACAGAAGAGGAGGUGUACAGCCUCAUGGAGACCUUCAAGCAGUGCAAAAUAAUCCCAGAGUCCAGCCUGGGGUCUGAUGACUUCCUCAGCUACAAGCACUUUGUGUCGAGGCAGCUGUUCGACGAGCAGAUGACUGAAGAGAUGGAGGAGCUGGAACUGGGGCAGUUCUCUGCCCUGGACUCUGAGAAGAGGGGGCAGAUCGAGUGGGCGGACUUCCUGUACCAUGAGUCCAUCAGGGUGCUGGAGAAGUUCCGCAGCCAGAACUCUCUGGUGCGUUUGCUGACUGCGAAGGAGAGGGAGCGAGCGAGGGCCUCCUUCACUGCCCUCGACCAGGACAAGGACGGCCUCAUCACAGGGGGCGAGUCAAAGAAAGCACAGCACACCUGGUUCCGCAAGCACACCAAGGAGUCCCAGUCCUGCAAUGUGAGACUUGUUGGACUGUGUUCACCUGUGUUGAAUUUCAGCAUCAGCCAUGUGGGUCCGAUAUCUGAGAGCAGCCCGGCAAGCUCUGGCAGCGGGAAGAGCCGAGAUCAGGAUGAAAACAGACAAGUGGACUGGCUGGAGUUUCUGAAGGAAAAUGCCAUCUACAUCUUGGCAGCUCGUCCAAACAGCGGGGCUGUGCACCUGCGGCCGCCACUGUAACCCAGAGGAGGCUGCUCAAGACCUGAGGAAGAGAUAACUCCACAUGCUCCAGCACAGGAAAAUGCAAGGAACACAAACAAACAAGCGAAGAAAAAAGGCACAACUUACACAGGCAUUUCUGUUCACUGCAAGGAGGCUGCAACCUGCAUAUUAAUUUGAGAUUCAAGUUAAAUAUUGACUGAUUGCUUUAAUGAGUGUGCUGGCCGGGGCCAGCACAGGUACAAAAGCUAACGGAAACAUUACUGUAUGUAUCUUUUAUUUAUGUGUUCAUUUAUUUAUUCUGACAUGGGUCGAUUUGUCUGUGCCACCCAAGUCUAGCACAGUUGUAUCUCAUUAGCACAGACGCUAAAUCCAAGAGAAACAGAACAUCCAUUAGAACCCAUUUUAUAUGAAAAACUGGUAAAUUGUCAUGUAAAUGCCUGUUUGAUUUGAUACUGUUGAAGGUUGGGAGAAAACGAUUGCUGUAGUGAUUCAGAUAAAGGGGGUUUACUGUAGACGUGAGUGAAGACACAUAUAAAAUAACAUUAACCUUCACACUGCUUGUGUCAUAUAUACAUAUUUAUAUAUACAUGUAUAUCUUUCUCAGAACCUCGCUGUUUGUGAAAAAAUGAAAUGUGACUGCUUAUGAAACCCAAUUUAAAACAGACCCCUGUAGAAUAUAUAU
Messenger RNA from Acipenser ruthenus (sterlet), 2325 nucleotides. RefSeq names its product PHD finger protein 24. Lineage: Eukaryota; Metazoa; Chordata; Actinopteri; Acipenseriformes; Acipenseridae. The coding region runs from base 426 to 1661 and encodes 411 amino acids. The transcript is spliced from 9 exons. The record is from RefSeq and is a predicted model, not a curated record.